This is a messenger RNA of Dichotomopilus funicola, 780 nucleotides long. RefSeq lists its product as uncharacterized. The transcript has a single exon. Bases 1 to 780 code for a protein of 259 amino acids. The record is from RefSeq and is a predicted model, not a curated record. Lineage: Eukaryota; Fungi; Ascomycota; Sordariomycetes; Sordariales; Chaetomiaceae.
AUGGCAACCACAUCCCCCCAACCACCAGCUCCAACAGCUCCCACAGCAACCACUACAACCACAUCCCCAACAUCAACAGACCCCUUCGACUCCCUCCUCACACUCGAAGAUCAAUUCUACACAGAAGGCUACAACCAAGGCAUGGCCGACGGCCUGGCAGCCGGUCGUGCUGAGGGACGCCAGCUGGGGCUGGAACGCGGUUUUCAGAAGUUUGCGGAGGUUGGGAGGCUUCAGGGGCGGGCUAUUGUUUGGGCGAAUCGGUUGGGGGGAGCGAGAAAGGGUGAGGGUUCGAAGGGGGAGGGGGGAGGACGGGCGGUUCAGCGAGCAGCAACGGCGUCCACAUCCACAUCCACAUCUACAUCUACAUCUACAUCCACAUCCACAUCCACACCCCCCACGAAGCCCGAGCCAGAAACAGAAACAGACACAAGAGCAACACUCCCCCCCUUACCCCCCAACCCCCGCCUAUCCAAACACAUCACCACGCUCUACGCGCUAUCCGAGACAGAGAGCUUGUCAACAGAAAACAACGACGAGGCUGUCGAUGAUUUCGACGACAGGUUGCGAAGAGCACAGGGGCGGUUCAAGGUCAUUGAGCGGAUGGUUGGGGAGGGUGGGAUGGAGAAGGAGAAAGAGAAGGAUGCGUCCCAGGGGGUGAAGGAAGAGGUGAAGGAAGAAGUGAAGGGGGAAGUGGUAGAGGGGGGUAAGGAUGGGGAUGGGCAGGGGCAUGAUCCGGGUGAUGAUCUGGUUGUUGGGAAGGAGGGUGAGUUGGAGGUUUGA